This is a messenger RNA of Pogonomyrmex barbatus (red harvester ant), 5109 nucleotides long. RefSeq names its product BRSK family serine/threonine-protein kinase sugar-free frosting (gene sff). Gene Ontology annotation, cellular component: cytoplasm. Gene Ontology annotation, biological process: intracellular signal transduction; protein phosphorylation. Gene Ontology annotation, molecular function: protein serine/threonine kinase activity; ATP binding. The record is from RefSeq and is a predicted model, not a curated record. Lineage: Eukaryota; Metazoa; Arthropoda; Insecta; Hymenoptera; Formicidae.
AAUCGAACUGGGAGCGCCGUGGUGGCCGUCGUCAGUUCUGUAAGACGGAGCUAAAUUUCAUUUGCUAAAAUAGAAAUAUACUUUGGCUAAGACGAGAGAGGAUAAAACCGAAUGUAAAAACACAAAGUGGGAGAGACAUGUUGAAAAAGUUUUUCAUCGUAAUAGAGUUCCGAUCACUUACAGCCCGAUCACUAGUGCAAUCACGUCACUUAUCGCUGAAUUGUUGCGAUAUCACUGAUGCACAAGUGCACGCGGGAUAGAAAGAUAGUGCGACUCGAGGAAAAGAGGGUAACUCGAGCCUGAAGUGUGUCUCGAAAUUUGCGAAGCUCCUGUUAUCAAGUAAGAUUGUUUCGUUGCUCCGUGAGUGCCAAGCGGAGUGAAGAAAUCCGAGUUGAAUGGGGUUUCGGUCGUGAGGGUUUGACGAGGUUUGAUAAACGAGGAGGAGAGCGAAGUUCGUUGUAGAGGUGGAAGAGCUGCGGCACCGCCACCGACCAAGAACGACCGAUUUCGUUGGAGUUUAAUCACAUCCUCGAUCAGGCAGGAUAUCGCGAGUUCUCUCCUUGAAAUCACAAUGGCGUCCAACUUCGUGUUCGUGGAAUCGUGGCCGGUUGCGAUCGACUGCGAUAUAUUUCCAUAAAUAUCGACAUAUACAUCGUCCUCGGUACAUCGCUCGAUGCAUCGCUGAUUCAAAUGAGCAGACUACCUACUAAUUAUCAUUCUUCGAAACGUUUUCGGUAGCCAGUGGACGAUUAAACAGGCAACAUGAAAAGAAUCCGCAAGAGGCACCCACCGAAGAUAAAAUCGUGCCAAAUCGCGGCAGUGAUAGUGUACGCGGUGAUUGCGUUAGGUGCAUGAUGUUCCCGCCUGGGGGUAUCUAGCGGUGUUUCUCGUCGUCCAUCGUUCAGUGAAUGUUGCUUAUCGUGAUGUAAGAAUCUAGGCGAUAGCGAGAUGGAUGUGUAUGACGCGCGAUUUAUGAUUUAUUUAGUUCUCGAUUAAUUCGAGCAUUUCGGAAGAAAGGCAACAGUCCAACGGCACCAGUCCAACAGCAUUCGUAAAUAAUCUGUGUUCGAGUUAGAAGUUAUGCCAUGUUCUUCGAGAAGGAAUGGACGAAUAUCAAUGAUAAACGAACAUUUGACGCGCGUAUCGCAUUGAUCGUUUCCGAAUUGCUGCCCGAAUGAAACUAAGAAAAUGUACAAUAACUCGGAGAUAAUUGAAUUGAUUCGUUAAAUUUCCUCGACUCGCAGAGUUCGCGUAUUCUAUCGUAUCGCACACAAGUUACCACGACGAAGAGCACGAUGUCGCGUGAAAUCGCGAUAGAACACGGCAGACCGGUACCGGACCUCGCGAGAAAGUGAUAACGGCGAACGAAGAGUGUGGAAAGAGAAGGAAGGAUCGUGGCGGUUCGACAUCGACAGUUUUUACAGGACAACCUUUCAACCUGGCGGACCAAGAGGAAGGCAGUGGCUCGGCGGCGAUGCAGGGCAAGGAGAGCCCCGUUGGGUCCAACACCCAGGAGACCCAUCAGUACGUCGGCCCAUAUCGGUUGGAAAAGACCUUGGGAAAAGGCCAGACUGGAUUGGUUAAACUCGGCGUGCACUGUGUAUUGGGUAAGAAGGUAGCGAUCAAGAUUAUCAACCGCGAAAAGCUUUCGGAAUCCGUGUUGAUGAAAGUGGAGCGUGAGAUUGCCAUUAUGAAACUGAUCGACCAUCCGCACGUGCUUGGCCUCUCGGACGUGUACGAAAACAAGAAAUAUCUAUAUCUCGUUCUGGAACACGUAUCAGGCGGAGAAUUGUUUGAUUAUUUGGUUAAAAAGGGCAGAUUGACCCCGAAGGAAGCGAGAAGAUUUUUUCGACAAAUAAUUUCCGCAUUAGAUUUUUGCCACAGUCAUAGUAUAUGCCAUAGAGAUUUAAAGCCCGAGAACUUGUUGCUGGAUGAAAAAAAUAACAUUAAGAUAGCAGACUUCGGAAUGGCGUCCUUACAACCCGCGGGCUCUAUGCUGGAGACUAGUUGCGGAUCGCCUCAUUACGCUUGCCCCGAAGUCAUUAGAGGUGAAAAGUACGACGGUAGAAAGGCAGAUGUAUGGUCCUGCGGGGUAAUACUUUACGCGCUUUUAGUAGGCGCCUUACCCUUCGACGACGACAAUCUGAGAAAAUUGUUAGAGAAAGUUAAACGUGGAUUGUUUUACAUACCGCACUUCGUGCCACCCGAGUGUCAAAAUUUGCUUAGAGGCAUGAUAGAAGUCGAUCCCGAAAAAAGAUUGACGUUAGCGGAAAUAAAUAGGCAUAUUUGGGUAACGGCGGCAGGUAAAGGUGAAUUAGAAUUGGAACUGUCGAUGAUGGACGUGGUGCAAACGCACGUUAUUCCGUCCGUGGAGGCGAUCGAUCCCGACGUGUUGCAGGCGAUCGCGAGUCUUGGUUGCUUCAAGGAGCGCGACAAACUCAUUCAAGAGUUGCUCAGUCCAAACCAUAAUACGGAGAAGGUGAUAUACUUCCUGCUGCUGGAGAGGAAACGAAGAAGACCGGCUUGCGAGGAUGAGCUUGAGGUAAUGAGAGGUGGCAUGAGAGGAUCUGCCGGACAAUUGGAGGUUGAUCCGCCGAGGAAACGGGUGGAUACGUGUAGAGUGAACGGAAGUACCGCGCUUAAUCUCGGACAGAUCAGCCAUGGCUCGCCUUUGACACCCAGAAGACAAUCCAGCACGAGACACCACGCGCGUCGAUCACCUAGCACGGGUGGAUGCCAUACCCACGCGUCUCAUUCGCACACAUCGACACCGGGCAGUUCGCCGUUGCACGCACCCGUGGGUCUACUAAGUCCCCACAGAGCGGUACCGACGUCGCACAUGGGCCAGACGAUCGUCGCCGGUGCACAUAGACUGUCCACCGGUGGUGGUACUACCGCUACCAUCGCCGGAAACGGCGGUAGCCCCACGAGUCAAAGCGUCCCGACGCCGACGCCAGCGCUCGCCAACGUUGGUAUUGAACUCAACGACGUGCAGCCUGUAGUCGCGGUCGGCGUUACACCGCCGGGAUCGCCUCACACGGGAGCGGGAUCUGGAGCUCAUCACUGGAGAUCGCGAUUGACCACGUUCAAAAAUUCUUUCUUGGGCAGUCCCAGAUUUCAUCGUCGUAAAUUGCUCACUAGUACCGAAGAGGUACAUCUCACGCCGGAUUCUUCGCCGGAACUUACGAAGAAAUCAUGGUUCGGUAGUUUGAUGACUACGGAAAAAGACGAAACCUUCACCGUUUUAGUCAAAGGAAAACCGCUAGCCAGUGUGAAAGCUGAUCUAAUCCAUGCUUUUUUAUCGAUAGCAGAAUUAUCUCAUAGCGUGAGUUCGCCGAUGUCGUUCAGAGUGGAAUAUAAGAGAGGUAGCACCGCACCAGCCAUGUUUCAAAGACAAGUGCGAUUUCAAGUUGACAUUAGUGCAAUCUCGAAGCAGCCAAACGAGCCCCUCUUUGCCAUUACCUUCACAUUAUUGAGCGGGAAUAUCCGAAGAUUUAGGCGAGUGUGCGAGCACAUCCAGUCUCAAGUGUGUUCGAGAAAUGUGGGCAUAAACUUGGGAGGGCAAAGCAGAGCUGCACCGCCUAGUCCAAGGGCCUCCAGAAAAUUUACCGCGGAAAUGAGUGAGAGUUCCAGCUGCGGCAGCGACACUAGCGAAAGACUUUUUCUCAAUCCUCAUCCAGCUACCAGACAGGUAGUCUGUUUUAACAAGAUCGAUUCGGACAUAGAGUCGGAUACGUCUGUAUUCGAUGUCAAGUCGCCGACUCGCGAGAAUGGUAGAAGGAGCUCAACGUCGACGAACAACAACAAUGCCCUGCCGAGCGAUACGACACCGACGCCAGGUAGCCCGCCAAAAGCGGUGCGAAGUAAUUCGGAAAGCCAAAAUACGCCCGAGAAAAAAUGUGUCACUACAAUGAGUGGCAACAACAUAGCGUGAUACUACCAGAACCUUCGCUUUGAGUUCCGAUCAAGUCUGAAGAGCCUAUGGGACAGCGCUCAGAGGUCCUUCUGGUGAGGUUUCCUCUGACGAACGCUUACAGCGCUUUAACAGAACUGCAAAAAUGCGUGAAAUGCGUACAUAUCUAUAUACGUAAUACGACAUUGCAACAAACAAGAUUAAAUGAUCUAACAUCAUGGAUUUUAUUGUCAACGGUAAUAGCGAAAAGAAUAAUGAAUUAAGAAGUGACGGCGAGGGUACACGCACUUUCGCACAAUGUAUAAUUCGAAACAUCGAAACUUUCAGUGCAAGCUUCAGAUACUAGAGUUUUCAUUCUCAAAAUUAGAAAGUAUCUAAUUUUGUUUCGAAAGAUAUGAAAAAAUAAAAAUGUUCUUUGCGAACAAAAACUAAAUGUUAUAGAAGCUGUAUACUGCAAUAUUAAAUGCAAACAUCGUAUUCUGUGUUUGCAAAAUAAAUGAAUCUUCGAGAGACAUUAUUUUCAAAAUGCCUUCAGAUAAAACCGCCACGAACCUUGGUGAAUACGGCGUAUAUUUCGAUAAACAAGCCUACAUGAAGAAUCGUAUAAUUAAAAAGUGAAAUGUAAAAUAUAUUAAAAAACCGUGUUUCGCGUGAAGUUUAAGUGCAAUAAUAUAAUAUGAUUACUGAUAUCAUGAAGUUGUAUCGUGCCUGUGUUAAGUUUCACAAAUAAUGCUUUUCCGCGUUUAUUCGUUGAUUAGAAAAGGCACAAACACCAUUGCUUGAAACGCACCACGUCGAGAAAUUAUAAAUUGUUUGUCCCGCAAGUUACAAUUUUUAUUUACAUCCUCGUUUGCUUCUUUUGCAAUUUUGCAAUUGCAAAAUUUUUUAUUUGCUAUUUCAAUCAUUUAUAUCAAUCUCUUCAAAAUAAUCUGUCUAAACAUACAUUCCGACAUUUAACUACACUGACAGGAGACACGGUCGAGUGCGAAGAACGUCUCGAAAGAUCUAUCUUUUUUUUCACACAUAUAAUCGAAAAAAAAAAGAGUCUCGCGAUCGUAUACGAAGCGCAAAUAUGAUUUGCUUCUCGCAAGAAAAAGUGGAGGACGAUGAAGUCGACGAUGGCAUGCAAAACCCGCCGCGAAGCAAUUAAGGGCUAGCACGUUGCUGAAUGUAUAACUCAUAUAGGGAAAAAAAAA